This is a messenger RNA of Trichomonas vaginalis G3, 930 nucleotides long. RefSeq names its product RNA polymerase II transcription regulator recruiting protein. Gene Ontology annotation, biological process: regulation of DNA-templated transcription. The record is from RefSeq and is a predicted model, not a curated record. The transcript has a single exon. The coding region runs from base 1 to 930 and encodes 309 amino acids. Gene Ontology annotation, molecular function: DNA-binding transcription factor activity, RNA polymerase II-specific; RNA polymerase II cis-regulatory region sequence-specific DNA binding. NCBI's taxonomy places the organism in Eukaryota, Parabasalia, Trichomonadida, Trichomonadidae. Gene Ontology annotation, cellular component: nucleus.
AUGAGUUCAGAGAAAGCAACCACAGGGAACGAACCUUUGGCACCCACCCGCAUGAGAAUGCGAUCUGUUCCAACAAGAUUCUCCUGGAGAAAUAGUGAUGGCGGAAGGUAUAAAACACGCAGCGAAAAGAAAAAUCGUCGUGACAAGAAGAGACGCUAUGGUUCUGAGAAGUGGGCAGAUGCACCAGUUACAGACUUCAUCAAUGGAUCAUGGACCCGCGAAGAAGAUGAAGCUAUUGUAGACUGGGUAAACACACAUGGACCUACAUCUUGGACGAAGCUCGCAGAGUCUCUUCCAGGUCGUAUUGGAAAACAAUGCCGCGAGAGAUGGCACAACUCUCUCAACCCUACACUUAUCAAGACAGGCUGGACUUUAAAGGAAGAUCAAAUCAUUUGCAAGUUUCAGUUCAAGCUCGGAAAUAGAUGGGCUCGUAUUGCAGAGAUGCUUCCAGGAAGAACAGAUAAUGCAGUAAAGAAUAGGUGGAACUCUACACUUAAGAAGAGGGCUUCACAGAUUCUUGCUAAUCUUCCACCAAGUCCUAAAAAGAAUGCCACAGAAUCUUCUGAGGAAGAUGAACCAACAGAUGAAUCAUUUGACGAUGAACCAAAGACAGCUUCUUCUCCACAUGCUAUGGAAGAAGAGAAACCAUCAGACGAAGAAGAAAAGAAGAACAUUGACGUUCCUUCACUACCAGAUGAAUUACCUUCGCUCGUAAUCCCAACACCAGCUUUGGAUAAGAGUUCAAUUGUAUUUACAAUGCUCUCUCCUAUUUCACCAACAAUGAGAAAUUCAACAUUCUUCUCAUCAUUGGACAAGGAUUCACCAAAGGUGGAUUGGAUCGAUUGCUGGGACAACCAUGAACAAGAGAUCACAGAAAGCAUUGGGCAAACUCAAAUGGGAUUGUUCGACAUCAGCUGCCCUGAUAUUUAA